Messenger RNA from Alternaria ethzedia, 1002 nucleotides. RefSeq lists its product as uncharacterized. The transcript has 3 exons. The coding region runs from base 1 to 1002 and encodes 333 amino acids. The record is from RefSeq and is a predicted model, not a curated record. Gene Ontology annotation, cellular component: nucleus. Gene Ontology annotation, biological process: error-prone translesion synthesis; error-free translesion synthesis. Gene Ontology annotation, molecular function: deoxycytidyl transferase activity; DNA-directed DNA polymerase activity. NCBI's taxonomy places the organism in Eukaryota, Fungi, Ascomycota, Dothideomycetes, Pleosporales, Pleosporaceae.
AUGCCACCCGAUAUGGCAACACGCAUCCCGAACGCGGACCCGACUUCUGACGACGCCCGCCAUACCGACCGCCCGUCACCUGCGCACGCGUCAGACGCGCCUGAAGCAGCCUCAUCCGCGACGCGUCCCCGUCUGACGUCCCCCGUCGCCGCCGCACCGCCCAGACGCACCUUCUUCGACCCCUGGAACAGCUCCAGUACCGGCCAUCAGCGCGCGGAGAACCGCCUCGGAGGCUCCACUUCAUGGCGCGCCUCACGGAGCCUCAAGCUGGGCGAGCAGUUCAGGGCAGGCAGAGGCGGUGGCAAGAGAGUCGCGGAUACGGUGGGUGCAGGGAGUGAGGACUUUGGCAAGGAUGGCCGCAAGGACAACGGCAGCUGGGAGAAGGGCGCAAAGGGUCUGAGGACCGGUGGACAGAAGAGCCUGGCCGAGGUAUGGGCUGCCAGCAAGGCCGGCAGCAGCAGGAAGCCAUCACAGGAGAAAGACGACGGUAUUGCGACUGUCUCUAAGCAUGCGCCAGACAUGGGGACAGACUCAGACACGCAUCCCCAGAGCGACGUCUCCUCAGCCUCGUCAAAACCUUCCGAAAAGCAGAUCUUCACCGGCCUCUGUUUCUAUCUCAACGGCUCCACCGCCCCUCUAGUCUCAGACCACAAGCUCAAGCAGCUCUGCGCUGCCCAUGGCGCUAGCCAUUCGAUAUCGCUCGGCCGCCGAACCGUAACGCACGUCAUACUUGGUCGAGUAAACUGCAUUGGCAGUGGGGGUGGUGCAGGCGGCGGCCUAGCAGCAAGCAAGAUGCAGAAGGAGAUUACUCGUUCAGGUGGCAAGGCUGUCAAGUUCAUCAAUGCGGAAUGGGUUCUAGACAGCAUCAAAGCCGGGCGCCGCCUCCCAGAGUCUCGCUAUUCGCCGCUGAAGCUAGCGCACCAGUCGCAAAGUAGCGUACUGGGUAUGAUGCGCAUUGGUGCUACGAGUUCGAAGCAGCAGCAAGAGCAGCAGCAGGGAUGA